UAUGGCGGACACCGUGCGUAGAGAUGUGUAAACAACAGAUGAAUGGUAAGAAAAAUGCUGAAGAAAUAAACAAAACAUAAUUUAAAAACACGGUCUGACUCUAAAAUAAAUCGUUUAAACACAAAAGUAGUAAACAGCGAACUAAUUAGAUUUCUAAAUUUUAAACAUUAAUUGAAGAAUGGUUAGUCAGGAGGAAGACAUCACUGCUUUGCAGAAUUUGUCCAGGACUGCAUCAGUAUAUUUGGACAAAUUGGAUCGCUAUGACAGCCAGGAAUUAUUGUCAUGCAGCAUGGCUCAUUGGAUGCUAUCUAAUGAUGUGUUUAGAAUGCCAACAGAACAGCUUCAAGGCAUCAUUGCUCAAAUGAAUCCUAAAGACAAUACUUGUAUUAUGCUAUUUCCAGUAGAUGAAACAGUGCCACAAUUGUGUUACAGGGAGGUCCAUAACAUUGUACGAGAGCUAACCUUUGGUAUCUAUGUCAUGCAUCAAACACCUGUCAUUUCUCUGGAAGCCAACUUUGAUCAAGCCACACUGUGUCAGAUUCCCCCAGCAUAUUUCAACACGCGUGUUGGCCAAAUUUUGAUUAGUGUGGACUACAUGAUCAAAGCUAUCUGGCAUGGAGCAUACUUUCCUAAAGAAAAACGCUCAAAGUUUGGAGAGAGGUGGCGUACAAAUCUUGAUGUGAACAGUUUGGGAAAGGCUGAAACUAAGAAACCAUUAUUAACAGAGUUUGUUAGUGCAGGACUAAUGGAUCUGACCAAGGAUCCAGACUUUGCCCGUGCUUAUGAUAGCCUGCCAGCAGAACUGCCAGGGGAUACAGAGAUGCUGGAAGAGACAGAAUUUUUCAUGAGUCAUGUUGAGAACAUGAGCAUGAGAAUGGUCUUAACCCAAAAAGAUGUGGAAUUCCAUCAAAACAUGUACAUUAUAGAUGCUGAUUACAAAGUUUCAAGUAUAGUGCGAUUAAUGGACAAUCAGAUUGAUCACACAGGCUAUGAACGGCUAAAAACAAAACUUCAAAUGCAGGAAGAUAUUAUCCAGAAAUACAUAAGUGCCAAGCAAGAAACAAGAAGGCAGCUGGAAUUACUGAAGCUUAUCAGUUACCUUGUUCCUUUCUUGCUAGGCAUGCGCAAGAGGAUGAGAAUCCCUGACUUCAACAGACUCAUGAAUCCUUACUCUAGUGAUGAAUGUAGAACAGAAAGAGAGUUACCUCCCUUAAUGGUUGGCCCUGACUACAAAUGUAAAAAUUUCUUAGCAAACAGCACAUAUUUCCAUCUACAUGGAGGUAUCAACCUUGACCUUGAAACAGAUGAUAUGAAACCUGCCUCUGAAGAGUUUGUCAACGAAUAUCCCAACAUCUUUGAGGCAGCUAUGAAAGAGUUUAACCAACAUUUAAAUCCAGAACAACAAAGAGUCAGAGAUCACUACAACAUACCCAUCAUUAAAGUUGAAGGAAAGCCGUAUUAUGCAUUUGUGAUUGAAUUUGAAACAUUUUAUGGAGCUUCUCCCCAAAAACCUUUGUGGGUUCGUGCUUACUAUGAUGAAAUGGAUAAGUUGAAGCCUAAGAGAUUACCAUUGACAGAUAUACACAUCCAUGAGCAAUUUAAGAAAAAUUUUGGAAACAAAAAAGCUAUAAAAUAUAAGACGCCUGUGGUAGGAAUCAGAGUCUGCGCUCAAAGAGGUCUGAUAGCCAUGUUCAAUACAUUAACCCGCAAAAUAUCUGGGUCCCGCAUUGGCAAGCAAGAUGAACAAGGCUUGUCUCUAUUACAUCAUGCAGCCAUUCACAAUAGACCACAGGUCAUUACCCUUCUGCUCAUGCUGUUAACAGAUGUCAAUGUCAGGAGGAAUAACAUCAUGUCAUCAGGACCCACUGCUCUGCACAUGGCAGCCCGGUGUGGGUCUGUUGAUGCUGUGAGUUGUCUGUUGGCUAACCAUGCAAACCUAAUGGCAUACGACCAAGAUGGCUGGGCACCAAUCCACCAUGCUGCAUUCUUUGAUCACUCCAUCAUUGUCCGGCUGAUGCUGCGCAAAUGUGGAGACUUGCUGGAACUAACGACCACUAACGAACUGCUGUCCACUCCUCUCCUGUUGGCUGCCAGCUCUGGCGCCCUGUCGGUGGUCAAAUGUUUGAUUAAUUCUGGGGCUGACAUCAGCGCGAAAGAUGUUGAGGGAAAUAAUGUGGUGAUACUUGCGGCGCUGAGGUUCCACACAUUUGUCUUGGAAUAUCUCAUUGAAUUAAACCAUCCAGAUGCCCCUGUAUGGACUAUUUUAGUGGAAAUGCUGAAUGACAGUGGUAUGGUAAAGAAAGACAGUGCUGUGAAAUGUCUUGAAGUUCUAUCAACAUCCAAACCUCACCAUUGGAAAUGUAUAUUGGAUGCUGAUGGGAUUCCAGCAUUGGUGCGGCUACUUAACAUUGAGAAUGAUGAGCUCCAGUCUGUGGCUGCCUCUGUCAUCUGCAACACGUCAGAGAAUGAGACAGUUAGACAAGCCUUAUCUGCUGCUAAUGCCUCCCCCAUCUUAAUCAAACUGUUGAGGUCACAUGUUGAUGACAUUCAAUCUAGGGCAGCCAUUAUUUUGGCUGACCUGUCCUGUGUGGACCAGAACCAGACCCUGAUAGCUGAAAAUGGUGGGAUUCCUCCUCUGGUGGAGCUGCUGAGCUCUGAUCUGGAGGAUGUCCUGGUCAAUGCUGUCAAUUGUCUGCGGGUGUUGUGUAUAGGGAAUCGUGCUAAUCAAGAUGCAGUGGCUCACUACGGAGGCUUGCAACCUCUGGUGGAUUUUUUAGAUGUUCCCUCAGAUGACCUGCAAGCAGGAUCAGCAGCUGCUUUGGCUGCAGUCUCAUCAAAGAACACAGAAAACCAAAACGCUAUCAUCAAAGGGGAGGCUCAUAAACCACUGGUAGAACUGAUCAAAAACAGCCGGUCCACGACCGUGCAAGUCAAAGCUGCAAGUGCUCUUGAGGCUUUGGCAAGUCUAAAUCCCUACUGUCAAAAACAGUUUCUACAACUUGAUGCACCCAAAGCUCUAAUACGUCUUUUAAAGAAUGUUUAUGUUGAAGUUCGUGAGCAAGGUGCUUGUGCACUUUGGGCACUAGCAGGCAACACCAAAACCCAACAAAAAUACAUCGCAGAAAGGAUCACCAUAACCCACAUCAUUCAGAUGUUACUGGAGCCCACAGAGAAACUUCUCUAUGUUGGUUGUAUGACAGCAAUAGCGCUAGGCUCAGAAAACAUGGCCAACCAAAACAAGCUGGCUGCUGCUGAUGCCUUCUCCCAGCUAGUAAGGUUACUGCGGUCACCAAAGACAUCCCAGAAGGUCCUUCACAUGGUCAUCAAAGUCUUGGGGAUUUUGUGUGUUGGUGUUGCUUAUCGAAACAACAAAGUUACUCAGAAUAAGAUAGCAGAGGAGGGAGGGAUCCAUGUGCUGGUCAACCUUCUAGCCAAGCCGCCAAAUGAUGAGAUUCAGGUCGAGGUGGCCAUAACACUUGGUUAUGUCAUCCUAAGCAAUAAAGAAAACCAGGAGAAAUUGGCAGAGGAACCCAAUUUCAAGUUUGACACACUUUUAAACCUGCUGAGGGCUAAAGAUGAGGAGAUUCGUUUAAGAGCAGGUAUGGCCUUGACAAAUUUUGCCUUUAACAACACACCACAACAGUUCUCUAUGCGUGAGGCUGGGGGGAUCAAGUUCAAGGUCUUUGAAAAGUUUAUUCAAACCAACGAUGAAUUUUAUCAGUGUUAUGCAUCAUUUCAGGUGGUUGUUUUAGCUCGUGUGAUAACAGACAAGGACCAGGUGAGCCUGACUGCCCAGGGUAUCAUGCUCUUGGUGUCCAAGUUAAAAUCUCCAGAGGAAAAAGUUGUCGUCUUGUCCUGCAGCUUACUGGCAGCCUUGUCCCACACACGAGCUGGUCUCACUGAUGCCAUGAUCACGUGUGGCGCUUUAGAUUUGCUGGUGCAGCAUUUAGAUUCUCCUAAUGACAUAGUGAGAAACGGAGCAGCUGUUGCCUUGGGUUAUCUGACCUUUAAUCAAACUGCGUACCGGCUGCUCUUCUCCUUAUGUCGCAAUGUGCCAGGAUUGUUUGACAAAAUUAUGAAGAACAUUGGUGAAGAACCGAGGAUAAGUGAAAUGUUCAUCAAUGACUUUAAGAGAGCAACAUUGAUUGGUCUGCCAACACAAUGUUUGGAAAUUCACGGAGGACCUCCAGUGCCAACAAGAAAAAACAAACGGCCACAAACUGGUCAAGUGAUGAAACAACCAAGUCCAGAUAGUGAGAGUCGGGCUGUGUCGGCCCCAGCUAGGACCAGAAACAACAGCAACCUAUUGCCCCAAAUCUCUUCUCAGACAAGUGUUGUGAAGGCAAAGGUCAGAAGGUCGUCAAGGUCAUCAAGUAGGUCUCCUAGACAGCCCAGAAGUGGCAGCAAGAACAAAAAUGCCAGCAGUGAACAUGAUCUGCUAACAGAGACUGACAAUGUUUCAGAAAUUUGAGACUUUCUUUUUUACUGAUUUUUGUUUAAUCAUCUCAAAGAAUCAUUCAAAUGAAAAAUUACUUUGGAUGCUUCACAAACUGUGUUUACAAUCUAAUGCCAUUGUUUAAAAGUAUACUACACUCGCCUUAAUACCAGUAUUUAUUUCAGACACCACAAUAUUUAAGUAAAAGACCAUCCUGUAAGAAUUAUUAAAAGCUUUUCUAUCAUUUAUUAAAAUAAAAUGUUUUGACUUUAAACUGUGAUAUUUUACAUGACUUUUACAAUUGCAUGUUUUUUCUUGAUUUAUUAUACUGCCACCAAAUUUGGUGUCUUGCUUUUUAAAAAAAUGCCAUUCAAUCUAUUCCUCUACUACACGAUGUUUAUUUUGAUUAGUAUGUACAUUUAAAUGACUGUUUUAUUUUAAAUUAUUUAAUAGUUUUACAACUAAAUAUACUAAUAGUGUAUAUAAUAACAAAUGAUCAGUGCAUAAAUGAAUUUGCAGCUUACAUAUAUUUACUUAUAGUAAGCUAAAAAGUUUUAGUAUAACUAUUAUUAUUGUAAGGUAUCUAUAUGUAGCUGAAAAUGUUUAAAGUAUACAAGGUUUCAGAAUCUUAGUACUCCAAUUUGAAUUUCAUGCAUUUUUUAAAAAACUAUAGUACUUUAGAAACCAUGAAAAAUCUUUUUCAUUAGUUUUAAAUGUUAACUAAUAAGAUUUGGUUACAUUAUUCCUAUUUAAAAUAUGGUGUCAUGUUUAGUUGGUAUCCAUUUUAAAUCCGUCCAGUCAAUUGAUUUCAUGUCAUUCCACAGUUUGAAAAAAUUGAGAUUGUUAUUCAAAUCUUUAACCAGGGUACAGUUCAUUUAUAAAAUCCUUAAAAAAAUUAUUUACCUGACAUCUGAGAUUAAUCUUAAACUGUUCAUUUACUAUGUCAUAACAAUUAGUUAUUUUAUUUUGUAAAAAAUAUUUAUUUAUUGAUCCAGUUUCUAACUAUUACCAUCUGUCUCAAAGAAAAGCAUCUUUUAGAAAGUCAUAAAGGAGAUUCAAUGGCAUUUGUAGAUAAUUUUUAUAAUGGAAAUGAUGUUAGUUUUUAAAAUGUUAUUUGUUUAGAUUUACUCCUGUGAUAUUGUUUGAAUAUAUUUAUAUCAUUAUCGAACUUUUCUGAUUUUCAUUUUUUUUUAAAUAUUUAUUUACUGUGUCAGUAUUUUAUAUUUAUUUUUCUAUGAGAGUGACAUACAAUGUUAACAAAUUCUAAACCUAUCUAUUUUAUUUCCAACUUGAAAAUGGUGUAUAGAAUCUUUUUGACAAUGUGUGAAUUGCUCUAUUUUAAAAAUGCGCCUUUGAAUUGCUUUACAACCUAAAAAUAA
Molecule: messenger RNA, 5814 nt
Organism: Physella acuta
Lineage: Eukaryota; Metazoa; Mollusca; Gastropoda; Physidae
Product: ankyrin and armadillo repeat-containing protein
Molecular function (GO): protein binding
Source: RefSeq, a predicted model, not a curated record